AUGCCGUUCGAGUUCACGGGCGCGCCGCCCGUCUGGGGCUCGAUAGGUCCAUCCGAGCCAUUUGCGCCUUCCAAAGGAGAGCCUGGCGCGACCUCGUCAUCAAACACAUAUGGCGCUCAAGCAUCCUCCCACUCGAGCACGGCCGAUGUUGAUGAAGUUGCGUGGUCGCAGACGACCUUGCCCUUCGCCAGAAACGCUGGACCUGCAUCAUGGCCUACUUCUUCUUCCAGCCCAUUUGGCUCUUCUGCUUUCGCCGCAAUUCCAUUUGCCGGAGAGACCAAGCAAACUCGACUCGCGUUUGGUAGAAUGACAACACCAAAAUUUGGCUCUCCAGGACUCGGCACUCCAACGACCUUUUCGAACUUUGGAUCGCAGACGAGCAGUACCAAUGUAGCUUCCAAGCAAGCCCCAUCAUCGACUUUUGGUACGGCAGAGGGAUGCAGAUUGAAGACAAGUGUGGCAGGCUGCCCUUUAUACGACCGCCUUGCCAAGGCAUUGAUACGACUUGGCAAGAAGAAACCGGCCCUGUUCAGUAGUAUCGAUAUUUCUGAAGACAAAGUCCUAGGAGCGAUGUCCGUAUUGCCAGAGGACACUGCGUCUUUGCUUGAGCAGCUGCAAAAGGCUGAGAAUGUCGCACCCCACAUCGCUGCGUUUACAAAGGCUUCCUUCGGCCGUCUUGUCAAUGCAGAGAUGCAGAAGGACGAAGGGAAUGAGGACGCUGGACUCGCAGGAUCAGCUGGGCAACACGCAGCGAAACUCGAAGACGACGCGAACAGCGAAAUCGAUAUUUUUGUUACGCGAGACUACCGCGAUGAUCUUUGCAAAGGACCCCUUGGAUACCGCUGUGAGGCUCCAGGCUGCUGGGGGAACCCAUCUACUGAAUACCACGACGACAUUCCCGCUUGGCGCGUCCACUUUUGGGCUUUCCACAAGGACCUGUGGCGGCAGAUCCAGCGCGAAGGCGCCCCGGAGAGUCGAGAAAGUGAAAGUGACUCUGACGAGGUCGAAGAGGAAUACGAAAGACCUUUACGCCUACGUACACCGCGUGACCACCCGCUUGUACAGAAGGCGGUAGAGACGCUGAUUGCUGGAGCGCGGCUGGAAGACCUGGUCAACAACCGAGAGGGCGUAAGGGUUCUCGCAAACUAUACCAUCGAUCUUUUCUACCGGGGUGCCGUGAACUCUACCAUCACUGAUGAGCUUGAGUCUUCUCUGGGUGGCAGGAGGCGUGACGGGCUGACUCGUCUCGUGCAUGAAGCGCGCGAGGCUCUCGAGGAUGUUGAAAAGGAGCAUCGGCUGUUACCACCCUCAUCCUCUCCACAACCAGACUCAGCAAGCCAGGCAAAAGUCAGAGAGGCUAUCAUGAGCUCGAUGCAAAAAGAGAUGGGUAACUUGGCGGCCGCCAGUCACGGGGAAUCAUCUGUGCUCAAACCAAAUGAGAUGACUUUUAGAUUCCUCGAUCUGCCCGCCGAGAUGCGCAAUCUGGUCUACCGAGAGCUUCUUGCGCCAGCACCGGGCUACAUUGGCCUCACCCACCGCGGUCGCUCAUUUCUAGGGAGUGCAAAGAGUGUGCGACAAUCUCACUGUCGGCCGCUACUACUGGCGACCUGUAAGCAAAUCCACAAGGAAGCAGCUGGCAUCAUGUACCAGGAGAACACUGUUAUGAUAUGCGCCAAGGCCUGCAUGACGAAUCAUCCCAUGAUCAGGAAGGAAUUACUACCGGAUCCCGUCCUCUCAAAGCUGACAUCACUGGUCCUUGUGCUUGAGAACAGGGUGUAUCACCAAAUGCGUCGGCGAGAUAUGGACGGAGUACACUGGAAACAGAUCCAGGAUAUGACAGCGCUGAAGAAGAUCCGGAUCUGCAUUGUCGAGCCUAAGGGCACGCCAGAUGUGGAGAAGGUGUGGAUGCUGGAGCACAUCAUGGAGCGUAUUCCGGCUGACUGCAGUGUCUCAUUCGAAGCACGGAGAGGAUUCGAAGAUGAUUUCGUGCAGGAGGUGCUCGAUAAGUGGGAGCAGAAGCCAAUGCUCCGGCAGUCAGAUGCGACGGAGGUGGACGAAGCGGUGCUCAAGCGCUUGGCUUCUCAGGUCAAGGGACAGAAGGGUUGCAAGUCUGGGGAUCCGCAUGACUAUCGCUUCCCGAAGAGAGGCAUUCCACAGCUCGGUCAGCUGGGCGGAGAUGUGGGUGAGGUCGAUCCAGGUAUUGUCCUUGGUGGUCUGCAGACGUGA
Molecule: messenger RNA, 2226 nt
Organism: Lecanosticta acicola
Lineage: Eukaryota; Fungi; Ascomycota; Dothideomycetes; Mycosphaerellales; Mycosphaerellaceae
Source: the annotation of a GenBank genome assembly